Messenger RNA from Bufo bufo (common toad), 1016 nucleotides. RefSeq names its product transmembrane emp24 domain-containing protein 7. The transcript is spliced from 4 exons. Gene Ontology annotation, cellular component: endoplasmic reticulum-Golgi intermediate compartment; Golgi apparatus; endoplasmic reticulum. The coding region runs from base 181 to 834 and encodes 217 amino acids. Gene Ontology annotation, biological process: Golgi organization; endoplasmic reticulum to Golgi vesicle-mediated transport; intracellular protein transport. Lineage: Eukaryota; Metazoa; Chordata; Amphibia; Anura; Bufonidae. The record is from RefSeq and is a predicted model, not a curated record.
GACAUUGUGCUAUUGUUUCCGGGGCACCAGUCACCGGUUUCCGCUUUCUAAGCUCCUUCGGCCGACCCUCCCUCCUGCUCUGCAUCUGCCACGCUUGCAGGAGCUGCUUGUCACCCUACAUCCGGGAUACGGCCGGGGUGGUGAUUGUUUCUGUGGGUUGUGGCCACUAAUAGGGUGAAGAUGCUGCACUGUCUGGUGAAUGACUCCAGGGUGGGGUCCUUGCUGUCAAUCUUCCUGCUCAUUCUGGGAUGUGCCACUGCCUCUGAAAUUACCUUUGAACUUCCCGAUAACGCCAAGCAGUGCUUCUAUGAAGACAUCACUCAGGGAACCAAGUGUACGCUCGAAUUCCAGGUCAUCACCGGUGGCCAUUAUGAUGUGGACUGCCGGCUUGAAGACCCAGAUGGGAUAGUGCUGUACAAGGAGAUGAAGAAACAAUACGAUAGCUUCACUUUUACAGCCUCACGCAAUGGAACAUACAAGUUCUGCUUUAGUAACGAGUUCUCAACUUUCACGCACAAGACUGUCUACUUUGACUUCCAAGUUGGAGAAGACCCACCACUCUUCCCUAGCGAGAACCGGGCCACUGCCCUGACACAGAUGGAAUCGGCUUGUGUUUCAAUCCACGAAGCUCUGAAGUCGGUCAUCGAUUACCAGACACACUUCCGCUUAAGGGAGGCGCAAGGCCGCAGCAGGGCAGAGGAUCUGAACACCAGAGUAGCCUAUUGGUCCGUAGGGGAGGCUAUAAUUCUCUUAGUUGUAAGCAUUGGACAGGUGUUUCUUCUUAAAAGCUUCUUCUCCGACAAAAGAACAACCACAACACGCGUUGGAUCAUAACCCAGAAUUAUCGGAUGAUUUUCUUUCUUUAUACACUGUUGUCCCAAAUUCAAAUGUUUUUUUGUUUUUCAUUUUCAUUUUUCCUUUUCCUGAUACCAGUAAGGAAAAAAAUGUAUAUAUUGCUAAACUUUAGUUUUACCUUUUAAACUCCACCAUAGCCAUCCCCUGAAAAAAGAAAAGAA